CGGCGGCGGCGCGGAGGUUCGCUAGCCGGUUGCUGGGCUUGGCGAGUGGCGGCGGCGACGGCGACGCGCACAGAGGCGGAUUGUGGCUUCCCUGGUGCUCGUGGCGGGUUGCGCCGAGGCGGGGGCGGCGGGGCGCGCCGGGGGCCCCUGCGGGCGCGGCGCAGGCGAUGAACCGAGGCCCGGCAUGGCCUCCGCGCGGCCGCCGGGCCGGGCCUGCGCCUCGGCGUCCGCGCCCGCGGGGCUCCGGGCCGGGCCGCCCGCCCUCCCCGCCGCCGCCGCCGCCCCCGAGCCUGCGGGCGGCGCCGAGGCCGAGGAGCGCUCGCUGCAGCACAUGCUGCGUGCCAUAGCGGAGGAGCGCGGCCGCCUUAGCCUGCGCCGCGAGGUCUGCGGCCUCGGGUGCUUCAAGGAUGACCGCAUUGUCUUCUGGACUUGGAUGUUCUCCACCUACUUCAUGGAGAAAUGGGCUCCCCGGCAGGACGACAUGCUUUUCUAUGUGCGCCGGAAGCUGGCGUACUCGGGCAGCGAAAGCGGUGCAGACGGGAGGAAGGCGACUGAGCCUGAGGUGGAGGUGGAGGUGUACCGGCGGGACUCCAAGAAGCUGCCAGGCCUGGGAGACCCUGACAUCGAUUGGGAGGAGAGCGUCUGCCUCAAUCUCAUCCUGCAGAAGCUGGACUACAUGGUGACCUGUGCGGUGUGCACACGUGCCGACGGCGGGGACAUUCACAUCCAUAAGAAGAAAUCUCAGCAAGUGUUCGCGUCCCCGAGUAAACACCCCAUGGACAGCAAAGGGGAAGAGUCCAAGAUCAGCUACCCCAACAUCUUCUUCAUGAUUGACAGCUUCGAGGAGGUGUUCAGCGACAUGACUGUGGGAGAAGGAGAGAUGGUCUGUGUGGAGCUGGUGGCCAGUGACAAAACUAACACGUUCCAGGGGGUCAUCUUUCAGGGCUCCAUCCGCUAUGAGGCGCUCAAGAAGGUGUAUGACAACCGGGUGAGCGUGGCUGCCCGCAUGGCACAGAAGAUGUCAUUUGGCUUCUACAAGUACAACAACAUGGAGUUUGUGCGCAUGAAGGGUCCCCAGGGCAAGGGCCACGCCGAGAUGGCAGUCAGCCGAGUGUCCACAGGUGACACGUCCCCCUGUGGGACUGAAGAGGACUCCAGCCCAGCUUCGCCCAUGCACGAGCGGGUGACCUCCUUCAGCACGCCCCCCACCCCAGAGCGGAACAACCGGCCCGCCUUCUUCUCCCCAUCCCUCAAGAGGAAGGUGCCCCGGAACUGGAUCGCCGAGAUGAAGAAGUCUCACUCCGCCAACGACAGCGAGGAGUUCUUCCGGGAGGACAGCGGUGGAGCCGAUCUGCACAAUGCAACCAACCUGCGGUCUCGGUCCCUGUCGGGCACGGGACGGUCCCUGGUUGGGUCUUGGCUGAAGCUGAACAGAGCAGAUGGAAACUUCCUUCUCUAUGCACACUUAACCUAUGUCACUUUGCCGCUGCAUCGGAUUUUAACAGACAUCCUGGAAGUUCGGCAGAAGCCCAUCCUGAUGACCUAGCCGCGUGCGGAGCCUGUGCAGAGCCCCGGCCGGGCCCAGCCCUGGGAGUGCUGCCAAGUGCCUACCUGUCCACCGCCACCGGGGUCUUCUGUGACCCGCCAGUGCUGGAGCCGCAGCCAGGCGAGGCCACUCGACUCCCGGGGCCAGGGCCGACUCCACGAACACCAGCCCAAACUGAAGUGCCUCUUCCCUCCCCUGCUGGCUCUGCUCCGCCCUGUGCCCCCCGCCCGUCGCCCCCCACCCAUCUCUGGAGAGCCCUCUGCACCCAAACAGGACUAGAGCUGCCGAGCGGCCAUGAGGGACAGCGGGAGGAGCAGCUGAUGCCCCGAGCGGGGCCAGACCGGCGCAUCUCUGUUCAC
This is a messenger RNA of Rhinopithecus roxellana (golden snub-nosed monkey), 1905 nucleotides long. Its product is annotated as KIAA0930 ortholog. The coding region runs from base 185 to 1546 and encodes 453 amino acids. The transcript is spliced from 10 exons. The record is from RefSeq and is a predicted model, not a curated record. NCBI's taxonomy places the organism in Eukaryota, Metazoa, Chordata, Mammalia, Primates, Cercopithecidae.